AUCUUAUGCAAAGUGCUUUCUUCUUUAAUUCAUUAUUCUGUUCAUGUCGGUUUUGUUGCAGCAGCAUCAGUGUGCAGUACAAAUAUGUACUUCUAUUGCUUGCAUAUGCAAUCAGUACAUUAAAUGCGCACGCCGGAAGUUCGCUUGUCCAGAGCCGCUAGAAUACGGGUGCGAAAGGCCAUCCGUAUUGGCACUUCUUGUUACACCCAACCGGCAUUUGCACGGCCUGAUAUCCUCUCCGUACUAACUCGACUGUACAACGAAAUCCGAAUUUCAUUAAUGUACGAUGGCCCGGCACUCAUUUGCCAUAUUUUACCGCCCAUGAUCGAUUGGGCAAUAAUACGCGGCUGAAGCUGUGUUCUCUUGUUGUCUCGCCAUUCCAUUUCCUUUCUAAUCAGCCGUUUCAAUACGAUCCCAUAUGGUCACAGCACACAUAUACGCACACCGGAACGCAUUUUUCGACGUACAAUACUGGAUAAUCAUCCCCAUUUCUGGCAUCUGACGCCGCUGGAUGAUACUCUUAUAACCUAACCGCCGCUUUAUUGGAUUUUAUUGCAUGCUCACCCUGUAUUACCUUAUUAGUGAGAUUAGUCCGUGUCUCUUUCAUGACUUGAUGAGCGGAUCAACACAAUGGCAGUGCGUGCCACCCUUCACCAGGAUUCCCAGGAGUCCAUGCCCCUCAGUGAACGCGCCUUGCUGGACGCGACCUCCAUGGUGGACGACGAUCCCAACACGUGUACGACCAAUUUGAAGACGCCCUCCACCAACACCAUCUGCUGUCCGGAUACGCAGUCAACACUGGACAAUCCCACCGACGCCGAUCUGAAUAACGGAUCCACCUGGACACCCAAGUAUGCCAAUCCGGCACGAAUAGAAUUUCAUAUGCGCCGGCAUUCAAAGCGCCAAACCAAAUGUUGGAACUACCUAAGCCGGCAUCGGACGUUCCUGUUGUCGGUGUUGUUGUGUCUGUUGGCGUGGGUUGUCUUCACCGUGGUCACACUGUACACGGUGGCCCAUCUGCAGUCUCAGUGUGGAAGUAACCGGAGUUUCCGGAUCACAUGUCCAAAUGUAAAUUCCUCGUCCAUUGAUGGCAUUGAUGAUGCCCUUUCCUGUAAUUCGUUAACAACCGCACCAGAUGCAGCGAAGAAUGAAUCAGUAUGCACAACAUUUGAAUGUGUCACAACCGCGGCGCGAUUGAUUUCCGCAAUGGACUUCAGUGUGGAUCCAUGUACGGACUUCUUCAAUUACGCCUGCGCCAACUGGAAUAAAGAGCACGUUAUUCCCGAUGAUCGCACCAGUAUAUCAACAUUUGAAGUCAUGGCCGAUAAAGUUCAAGUUCAACUGCGGAGAUUAUUAGAGGAGCCCAAUACAAAUACCACGUCUCAGUCAAUGAGAAAAGCCAAAAAAAUGUUUGCGUCUUGUAUGAACAUUUCUGACAUUGAAAUGACUGGCGACACACCGUUGCGAAGGAUUUUACAAAAAUUCGGUAAUUGGCCCUUGAUGCAUAACGAACGGAGAAAUCCCUGGAAGGAGCCAACCAACAUCACCGUGGAACAGCUGUUGGCGACCAUUCACAAAGAUCUUAAUCUGGUCAUUGUUAUCGAUCAGUGGGUCGGACCGGAUGAUAAAGACUCGGAAAAGCAUAUCCUGCAGAUCGAUCAGCCGGACUUUGCACUUCCCAGUCGGGAUCAUUACAUUAAUCCCCAAUGGGCCAGUGACCGCGAGGCCUACUUGCAGUACAUGAUUGACGUGGCGAAAAUUCUCGGUGCUUCAGAAAAGUACACUGGAGUGCGAAACCAGUCAUUGGACGCUCUGCAAGUUGAAAUUUACUUAGCAAACGCCAGUUCACCGGAAGCCGAACGUCAAGCCACCCGCGGGGCCCUUUAUAACAAACUCAGUCUGGCCGAGCUGCAGGCGCAAAUCCCGCAUUUCAACUGGUCGCAGUACUUCGACACCCUUCUGGGUUAUCCGUUAAACAGCAGUGAGCCCAUUGUCGCCUACGGACUGACCUAUUUGAAGGCGGCCACCGCGGCGCUCAAGAUCUUCACCAAGCGACAAAUCUGGAAUUACGCCAUGUGGCGGGUGGCAAUGGAGUUUGCGCCGCAUCUCAGUACGCGUUACCUGGAAGCGCGCGCCAAUUUCCAUAAAGUGCUGAUGGGUGUGUCGCAGCAGCGCGCCAGAUGGCAGCAGUGCAUCGAUUUCGUCAACGAUAAAAUGGGCAUGGCCACCGGCGCGAUGUUCAUUCGCGAACAUUUCCAACCGGAAAGCAAAAUCAAGGCGCUUGAAAUGAUCCAUAUGAUCCGCGAAGCGUUCCUUGAAUUAAUGGAUGAACAAAAAUGGAUGGACGACGAGACUGCAUCCAAAGCGAAAGAAAAGGCCAACCACAUGAACGAAAAAAUUGGAUAUCCGGAUUUUCUCCUCAACGUGACACAACUCAACGAAGAAUACGAAGCGCUCGUGGUGGACGACAGCGUCUUUAUGAUCAAUGUAGCUCGAUUAUUGGCCUUUCAAACGAAGCGCAAUUUGGAUCGGCUAAAAAAGCCGGUUGACCCUGAACGGUGGACGACGACCGGGCCGGCCAUUGUUAAUGCGUUUUACAAUCCUAAUAAGAAUGAUAUAGUUUUUCCUGCCGGCAUUCUGCAACCACCAUUUUACAGUGCCAUGUAUCCACGGUCGAUGAAUUUUGGGGGAAUCGGAGUCGUGGUCGGUCACGAAAUAACUCACGGGUUCGACAUGAAAGGCCGACAGUUCGAUCGCUAUGGGAAUCUCAAGGAAUGGUGGAAUAAUGAAACUGCCAAAGCUUUUUAUGAUAAAGCCGAAUGUUUUAAAGAACAGUAUGGAAAAUACGUGGUGGAGGAAGUCGGAUUACAUAUUGACGGAAGUCUAACACUAGGGGAAAACAUUGCUGACAACGGCGGCCUAAAACAGGCUUACCGGGCUUAUCAUCGAUGGGUGGACCGCAACGGCCCUGAGCCCAUGUUGCCCGGAUCGAAUCUAACACACGAUCAGCUGUUCUUUCUGAAUUAUGCUCAAAUCUGGUGCGGCUCAGUGCGCGUCCAAGAUGCCAUGAACAAAAUCUCUGCCUCGGUGCACAGUCCUGGUCCCAUACGAGUUUUGGGCCCAUUAUCUAAUAUGGCGGAAUUUUCUGCCGCAUUCAAAUGCAGACCCAACAGUAAAUUUAAUCCACCACAGAAAGACAAAUGCUCUCUGUGGUAACAGCGUCGUACAUCUGGACUGAAACAUCGGGAUUGCGUCGAUAUACCGGCAUGGUGGAACGCACUUUCCUAACGAAGCAGUAUCACACUGGAACCAAUGAAUUCCGUGUUUUGCCGGUAUGGGUGUGGGGUGGUGUAGUCCUUUUCACGCGCUAAUUUGUACACUGCUAAUGCGCAACUUUUUGCCGGAUAGUUUUAAUUAACAGCAUAGCAUGCUGGUUUGUGGCGAUUUUACAGUGUUACCGCUGUUGUUGUUAUUUGUUCGCUUUUUCUAUUAGUGAUAGCAGAUGAUGUUUUAUGUGGAUAGAUUAACGAUACCGGUAAUUAAAAUAAUAUGUAAA
Paramacrobiotus metropolitanus is the source of this 3556-nucleotide messenger RNA. Its product is annotated as neprilysin-1-like. Gene Ontology annotation, cellular component: plasma membrane. The record is from RefSeq and is a predicted model, not a curated record. Lineage: Eukaryota; Metazoa; Tardigrada; Eutardigrada; Parachela; Macrobiotidae. Gene Ontology annotation, molecular function: metalloendopeptidase activity. The transcript is spliced from 19 exons. Bases 631 to 3216 code for a protein of 861 amino acids. Gene Ontology annotation, biological process: protein processing.